GUAAGGCAGGGUACCUAUGUAAGUACUAUCUACUGAGCUAGGGAGAAAAAAAAGAGAAAAAAAAGUAAGUGCCAGUGACGUCGCGGCACGGGUCUGGCAGCUGCUAAUGCUGUUUACAGCAAAGAUGCAGAAUUGACAUUUUGUAUGUAUGUACAUACAUACGAAGUAUAAAAUUAUUAGAAGGGUCUCCUAGCACGACAAUAAUACCUACCGACAAUGCCCUCCCUGCUGCUGCGGCUGCAACCGUUCCGCAACUACCUCCCCUCCAUAUCUCGACCAUCCCAUAUAUAUUCCGCCACCGCCAUCGCCUCUCGACCGUCCAGCUUCUCCGCCUCCCCGCCCCUCCUCAAAAACACCAACCUGCCGCCGCGCCCCAAGCCGCCUCCCGAGGAAGACAUCGAGGAGUCCUUCCUGAAGGGCAGCGGGCCCGGCGGCCAGAAGAUUAACAAAACCAACUCAGCAGUCCAACUCAAGCACCUCCCCACCGGCCUCGUCGUCAAGUCCCAAGCGACCCGCUCCCGCUCCCAGAACCGCGUCAUAGCCCGGCAGCUGCUAGCCGACAAGCUGGACGACCUAGCCCGCGGCGGCGAGAGCCGCUCCGCCGUCGUCGGCGAGUUCAAGCGCAAGAAGAAGGCUAGCUCCGCCAAGAAGAGCCGCCGCAAAUAUCGUAAGCUCGAUGGGGAGAAACAACAGGUUCAGGCUGGGACCGCGCUGCAGGAAGAAGAGGCUCUAGAAGAAGAAGAGGAGGAGGAGGAGGAGGAGGAAUUCGAGGAUGGUGGGGGGGAGAAAGAAUUUCCAGAUAGCUCGAGGAGUAGUGAAAGAAUAGAACAUAAAUAAAGCUUAAAAAAUAAGCUUCAAAAGGUAGGCAGCUGGCCCAUCUACACGAGUAUAUGUGAAACCGUGGGAUUUUGCUUCGCAAUUACUUUUUGAAGCAUAACCUAUAUCGGUUAUUACACGAGCAUAUUUACAAAUGGUUGAAGAAAUAGUUUCUACUGAAUCAUUACGUAGUAGGUUUUUACAUGCUUGUGGUUCACAAGGUGGCACGCCAGACUUAUUAGUGUAACGAAGAAAUAAAGUAGUAUAUGAUCAACCUCG
This is a messenger RNA of Daldinia decipiens, 1095 nucleotides long. RefSeq names its product RF-1 domain-containing protein. The coding region runs from base 217 to 837 and encodes 206 amino acids. Gene Ontology annotation, biological process: translational termination. Gene Ontology annotation, cellular component: mitochondrion. The transcript is spliced from 2 exons. Gene Ontology annotation, molecular function: translation release factor activity. The record is from RefSeq and is a predicted model, not a curated record. NCBI's taxonomy places the organism in Eukaryota, Fungi, Ascomycota, Sordariomycetes, Xylariales, Hypoxylaceae.